AUGCCUUUGCCCAAAUUUCCAGAACCCCAAGAACUUCCCACUCGCGAGGAGGCCGACUCGUUAUUGGAGCUUUACUUCCGCUUUGGGACACCGACAUAUCGCUUUUUGCAUCGGUCAACAAUGGAUGACUGGACGUCUCAUCUACUAAAUGGUGACCCUCAGCUUAUGUCAGAGGCUGCAUGCGUCCUGCUUGUCUUUGCCCAGUCCCUUCUGUACACCAAGGGCGGUGAUAGGUAUGCCAGCGCUGGUGAUAGCGACCUUCACCGCAGUACGUUCUACUCUGAGCGAGCCAAAUCUUUGCUGAGUCAAGAGCCUGGGCCUGCUUCGCUCUCUAGCGUCCAAGCAAGAUUAGCUUUGUGCCUAUACUUACUCAGUACUUUCCGUAUCAACGAAUGUCGAUUCACUUUUAGCAUGGCUUGUGCUAUCGUAACUUCGAUUGGGCUCCAUAGAAAGACCCGAGGUGAGGCUAAAGAUGACCACAUCGUUAUGGAAUCAAGAAAACGAACAUUUUGGUGCGCAUAUGUGCUGGAUGGCUACUUGAGUGUGAUGCUUGGUCGCCCUCGAAUGCUUCGAGACCAAGAUAUCGAUCAACUUUAUCCACGAAAUAUCGAUGACCAGGAUCUUCUGUCGGCGGAGUCUCCCGAAGAGCUCCCUUUGCAUGGCAAUCUUGAAGCAUUUAUCGCUCAUGCAGAAUUAGCAAAACUAAUGGGUCGCAAUAGUGACUUAUUGUACCCCCUAGAACCAUUAACGGACACUCAAGUGCUAGAUAGGACUUCGAACAUGCUUGAUUUCCUAGUUGGUUGGAAAGAGAAAUUGCCCGAAUUUUUGAAGCCUCGUGAGAAGACUCUCGCCGGUAAACGUACCUUCGAGAGGCAGAACACUGUUCUGAAGUUUGCAUACUCUCACAUGAAAAUACUAGUCACUCGAAGAAGCUUACUCUCUGACUUUAGUAGCCUCGGGGGAAGCAUUCCAGCAAUCAAAGAUGAACGAGCCUUGAGACAUAUCCAGCAAUGUGCCGAUGCAAUCAGCACAGUUAUUUCUACGACAUACGACAUGAUUCAAAGAGGCGUAUUAUACCAGGGCUUCUGGUUUACCCCAUACGUUGCGCUAGUUGCGCUGUCGACGUUGUACGUUUUCAUAAUUCAGAAAAGUCGGUCUCCCCUUCCAGGAACGGCUCUUCCGCAGGUGGAGUCGCUGCUUGAGAAAGCGAGACAUUGUCAGGAUUUUCUCACAGCUCUAUCUCCGAAAGGAAGCCAACAACGCCGGCAUCACGAACUUCUUGAUCGCUUGCGGUUGAGAGCGGAGAAGGAUGCUUCGAGAGCGAAACAAGCAGCGAAAAAGCUCUCAACAACCCAGGUUGGGGUUAUGAUGAGCUCACCGCACCGGGUGCCCGCCACAUCUGAAAUUGCCAAAGGGGUGGAAGCCAGCAACGAUACUCUUAACGAAGCGAUGGGCAUAAUUGUACCUCAAACACCUUCGAAUGGAGAGAAUAAUGAGGUUCUUACCGAAGAUGCCGGUGCUAUAACAAGUCAAUUCACACCUUCUGAAGAUGACUUUGUUUUUCAGAAUCUACUCAAGUGGGACUGGGAACAUCUUGAUACUGUUGGGUUUCCGGGCGAAUGGGAUCCUUUCAGCCUUCAAGUAUAG
Messenger RNA from Exophiala aquamarina CBS 119918, 1647 nucleotides. RefSeq lists its product as uncharacterized. The record is from RefSeq and is a predicted model, not a curated record. Gene Ontology annotation, cellular component: nucleus. The transcript is spliced from 2 exons. Gene Ontology annotation, molecular function: zinc ion binding; sequence-specific DNA binding. Lineage: Eukaryota; Fungi; Ascomycota; Eurotiomycetes; Chaetothyriales; Herpotrichiellaceae. Gene Ontology annotation, biological process: DNA-templated transcription; positive regulation of transcription by RNA polymerase II. Bases 1 to 1647 code for a protein of 548 amino acids.